AUUUCAACCAACAUGCCGGAUAAGUCCAGCCGUCAAAUUAUGAUAGGGAAAGUGACACAUUGAAUAGCGCAAAUUUUGGAGUGAAUGUUACGUGUAGGAUAUGGCGUGGUUGUUCUUUGGGCAGAUGUCAAAUGUGUUAAUAGUUUUAUCAUGAGAAAACAUUACUUCAAUUAUUUCUUAACGAAUAAUCAAUUAUAUUUCAUAAAUAACUACAGUUAAUAGAAGGAGUAGUAUUAGCAGUAUUCAAAGUUGAAGCAGCUUGUAUUUUCUCAUCAUCAGUGUAUAUCUCCACAAGUGUAUGUACAUUACAUGGGAAUAAUAUCCACGUGCACUAUUUGUAUUUUAAUGAAAUAAGCAUGAAUGAUGAUCAACAGCAGCUUAAAAGUAAAUAUGAAAGAUUGUGUGUAGAGUUUAAAAAGCUACGUACAAAAUAUAAGGCUUUAAAAGAUAAUGAAAAUGAAAUAGGUCAACAAUUACAGGAGAAUUUAUUGAAGAAAGAUGCACAUAUCAAGAGAUUACAAGAAGAAAUAGAAAAUUUAAAAUCACAUCUCUCCUUUCCGUCAAAUUCAUGUGAUGAAGGUCAUGAAGGCCUUCAUCAUCAUCAUCUAAAUGGUGUUAUGAUCAAUGAUUCAAAUCAUUUGUCAAGAAAAACAACAUCAUCAUCAUGUCUCAGUCCAACUGAAUCGCAUCCUUUUACGCAUAGAACUCAUCAGAUUGUUGAGAAUGACUCUGGGAAGUUUAGUGAUCAGGUGAAUCCUGAUGAAAUUCCCAGAAAUAAUUCAACAUCCUGUAGUACAAAAGCAGUUUGUACAGAUGUUGGCGUACAAACUGAAUCAUUUGUUGGUACAGUUAGCUCUACGCUUAAUGCUGCUACUACAAUCACUGUCCCAGUUUCUACAUCUGAUGAGAUGAGCGUAAUCAACAAAUGGAAUUCGCAAAGUAGUCCUGGGACAGAAAAUCAAGUAACCGCUAACACUGAACAACAAGAUCCCCUGUCACUCGAAAGACACAAUACAACAGACAACAAUGAAAUUGAUGUUAACCGGAACUCUUUAAACGUGGUUUCCACAUCUUCUAUGAAUAAUGAAAAUAUCUGUCAGUCUGUUAAACACCUUCAGAGUGAAUCUAAUACCAGCACUGCUGCUGAGGCUGCUUCUGCUGCUGCUGACCAUCCAGCGUCUUCUAUCUCCACAGCACACAUACCAUCAUCUUUCCCAUGUAAUAAUUCCUCUUCUAUGCCGUUAGUCUCCUCCCCGCCCACCACCUUAUCACCAUCAUCGUCUACUCUUCCUACAUCAGUUCAUCAAGGCAAUAAUGAUAACAGUUUAAUUGAACAAUUUAUUAAUCUAUUAAAUAAUUGGAUAAAUUCACUACAAAUCAAUAAAAAUUUAUUAAUAAUCGAUAAAGAAAAAAUCAAUAAAAUCCUAACCAAUCGUAUUGGACAAUUAGAGAGUCAAUUAUGUGAAAUAUCAUUAAAAUAUCAAAUGGAACGUAAACGUCGAUUAAAAGAACAACAGCAUUUAGCAGCGAGUGAUGAAGAUAAAAAUGCCAACAAUAGCAUUAAUAAUAAUUCAUGUUCAGAUAUAAAUGAAUGCGAACAAUCAACUGGUAGUUGUGAUGCGAUGACUAACUUACGCAAUUCGAUGAUUCAACGGAUCGCUUUAGCUACUGAGGAGGCCAUUUACUUUGCUUCUCGAGCUAAUCUCCUGCAAAACGAACUUGAAUCUUUAAUGCCAUGGAUUUCACAAUUAGUCAGUAUAAAUCAAAAACAACAAUUAGAAAUCACCCGCUUAGGAAAUCAUAUCAAUGAAUUAAAAGAACAACUUGAAUUGACUAAAACAAAUACAGUGAAACAAGUUAAUGAAAUGGCUAAACAUAUGGCAAAUUUAACUGAUGAAUUACAAUGUUUACGUCAUGAUGAAUAUCAUCAUCAUCAACAACAACAACAACAGCAAAUUAACUGUAUAUCUUCACCGUCUUCUAAUGAUAAUUCAUCGAAAAAAUUAAGUAAUACUCUAUUUAGCGUUUUGAAACGAUGAUCACACGUUCAAUGAAGUAGCGCACACUUUUGAAAAUCCCGCGUGAACUAAAAGUUUCAAUUCAAUUGAAAAGCUGACUAUUUUCAGUAUACUUACUUAUUAUUAAUGUGAUAACUGAAAUUUUACCAGCUUCCUAAUGUAUACAUAUUACCCAUUUGAAGAGAUAUUUGGAAUUGAUCGAAGUUGUCAGAUGUCUUGUUAUCUUCACUGCUAGUCGAGAUUGUUGUUUAAAUUUAUCAGCUGUCAUAUUUACUUAUUUGUAUCUUUCUUUUUGACUUUUUCUAAAGAUCAAUUCUUUUGUUUCCUCUUUGCCUUUACGUUUUCUACUGCGAAUAUUGAUUUUCUGUGUGUGUGUGUGUGUGUGUGUGUAUGUAUGGAUCGAUGGAUGCGUAUGAUAUCGUGCAGUUCGAUUUGUUUCUCUCUUGAUUUCAUUUCAGAGAAUGAGUAGUGUACAUUCUUGAAAUUACGAUUUUUUUAUAACAUAUAUAUGUAUUUGUUUAGGAC
Messenger RNA from Trichobilharzia szidati, 2543 nucleotides. The record is from the annotation of a GenBank genome assembly. NCBI's taxonomy places the organism in Eukaryota, Metazoa, Platyhelminthes, Trematoda, Strigeidida, Schistosomatidae.